Molecule: messenger RNA, 895 nt
Organism: Tribolium madens (black flour beetle)
Lineage: Eukaryota; Metazoa; Arthropoda; Insecta; Coleoptera; Tenebrionidae
Gene: Eip63F-1
Product: calcium-binding protein E63-1
Exons: 5
Coding region: 101-601 (166 amino acids)
Molecular function (GO): enzyme regulator activity; calcium ion binding
Source: RefSeq, a predicted model, not a curated record
UGUGUCUCCCAGUUUAUAAAUCUGACGAGUUCGAGCAAGUGGUGUUGGCAGUGUUUCAGUAAACAGUGUUAAAUGCGAGCGAUUAGAUAAAAGUGUCACAAUGGCGAAAGCGGGCCAACGACGGAGGAGAAGUUCGAUCAAGAAAGAGUUCACUGAGAAGGAAUUGCAAGAUUUAAGGACUGCGUUUGAACUCAUCGAUUCGAAUCAGGAUGGACGGAUCAACCCCGAUGAGUUUAAAAUCAUGCUCGAGAAUGUGGGGAUCGAGCUGGAGGAUGAGAAGAUUGAAGAGCUCAUCCGGAGCGCCAGUCAUGCAGGAGUUGAAGUGAUUGACGAAAACGAGUUUCUCACGUGGAUUAAACACAUUCAAGAGUUGAGACCCGAGGCAAAAAGUGAGGACGACGGGGCGAAGGAGCUCAUGGAAGCCUUCAGAGUCUUCGACUUAGACAAUAAUGGUUAUAUAACUCGGGAUGAAUUGAGGUUGGCGAUGGACAAGAUUGGAGAGCCGGUUACUGAGAGCCAAUUGACUGAGUUUAUUAAUAUGGCAGAUACCGAUAAAGAUGGGAAAAUAAAUUACGAAGAAUUUGCAAAACUGUUAUCUUAGAAGAGUAAAAACGUAUUUGUGACUUCUAAAAUAAAAUUCGGAUGUAUUAUGUGACGUCAGUGUUUGCCCUGAGGAUUAAAUUGACUUUAGUAGAAUGAUAAUGAAGUUUCCCAAAUCUCUUUAUUAUGGUGCGUACUUUUAGGAUAAAAAUCAGUUACAGUGUAACUAUGCAAAUGAAUUUUUUUUGUUACCAAAAUCAUAACAAAUUUCAAAUUUGUUUCAAAAACAAACAGUUGUGUAAAUAUAAUAAAUAAAAUUUGUUGAAUUUAUUGCAAAUAAAACAAUUCAAGCAAA